CAAUUUUCUAAGGAUAUUUGUGGGAUUAUUUUAGGAAGGUUUGUGAGCCUGCGUGUGUACAGGGUGUCUGUCUCGCCGCUCAGCUGAUCCGGGUUUUGGUAGAGUCGCGUGCUUGGACCUCGAAAAAACUCCUCACCAUGAAUAUCAGAUGCGCCAAGCCAGAGGACCUGAUGCACAUGCAGCAUUGUAACCUCCUGUGUCUGCCAGAGAAUUACCAGAUGAAAUAUUACCUUUACCAUGGACUUUCUUGGCCACAGCUUUCCUAUGUUGCAGAGGAUGACAUGGGCCAGGUUGUUGGGUAUGUGCUAGCAAAGAUGGAAGAAGAGAGUGAAGAAGAUCCUCAUGGCCAUAUUACAUCUUUAGCUGUCCGAAGAAGUCACAGGCGCUUAGGGUUGGCACAGAAGUUGAUGGACCAGACAGCACGAGCAAUGGUAGAAUGUUUCAAUGCAAAAUAUGUUUCACUGCACGUGAGAAAAUCUAACAGAGCUGCCCUCAAUUUGUACACUAAUACACUGAAGUUCACAAUUUCAGAGAUCGAGCCAAAAUAUUAUGCUGAUGGUGAAGAUGCAUAUGCCAUGAAGAGGGACCUCUGCUCUUACGCUUUGCAAAAUGAUAUUACUCCAGCUGAUGCAAAGAAUACAUCACGGUAGAUAUAUAAGUACCAUUGGUGUUUUUCACAUCAAGCAUUGAAGUACAUGUCUGCUGAAUCUGAGCUGUCCAUGUUGACAGUCAUCCUCAACUUGUAUUACGUCAUGAGAAGACCCGUACAAUCCAUCAGGUCAAAUCAAAGAAAACAAACCUUUAUACUGAAAUACAUAUGUAAACUGUCUUAUAUAGCUUUUAUUUAGUCAUCUUACAGUGAAUUGUCAUUACUCUAGCUUAUAUAAUUUCAGGGUUGAUAUUUCUUAUAUGUUUUGUUGAUAGAUCAUUAAGUGAUAUAUGUUCAGUAUUUAUUUUAUUUUAUUUUUUUCAAAAUGUUUUCUAUUAUCAGAAAGAUCUUGCCAAAAGAAAUGUGUCACAGAAAUCUAGUCAUUUGAUUAGAUAAUUUUGGAGAAAAUAGUAUUCAUAAGAACCUUAAUUUUAGAAUGUUAAUGGGGAAGAUAUUUUCAUUGGAAGUUUUACUAUAUUUCAUGUUUAUGCAUGUAUUUCCUCCCCAUAAACUAUAAUAUACUGUCUUGUGUUGUGCACAAGAAAUAUAUUUGACUUAUUACAUGAUGGAUUCAAUAUUGUUAACUAACUGACAAUUGAUAUGUAAAAAAGAGCAAAGUUGCCAAUAAAUAAUUGGAAUUGUAAGAA
This is a messenger RNA of Penaeus indicus, 1296 nucleotides long. RefSeq names its product N-alpha-acetyltransferase 10-like (gene vnc). Gene Ontology annotation, biological process: N-terminal protein amino acid acetylation. The record is from RefSeq and is a predicted model, not a curated record. The coding region runs from base 138 to 650 and encodes 170 amino acids. Lineage: Eukaryota; Metazoa; Arthropoda; Malacostraca; Decapoda; Penaeidae. Gene Ontology annotation, molecular function: protein N-terminal-serine acetyltransferase activity; protein-N-terminal-glutamate acetyltransferase activity. The transcript is spliced from 6 exons. Gene Ontology annotation, cellular component: NatA complex.